Messenger RNA from Solanum verrucosum, 1515 nucleotides. RefSeq lists its product as uncharacterized. Bases 1 to 1515 code for a protein of 504 amino acids. Lineage: Eukaryota; Viridiplantae; Streptophyta; Magnoliopsida; Solanales; Solanaceae. The transcript is spliced from 4 exons. The record is from RefSeq and is a predicted model, not a curated record.
AUGGAAAUGCUACAAGAACAUAUGAACGGGACACAUGGAGUAUUUCGAGUUGAUGAGGGUUCUUCUUCUAGUUACUCAAGAUCGGGAGAGAAUCAAGGUUUGAACUUCAGAAGAUACGAGGAGGGUUUCUACCCACGCUAUCAACUGCGGGGUGGGAAUCAAGGGAAUGCAAGCAGUCCUUGGGUAAACAAUUUGUUAUCGCGCAUAUUUGAUAAAGUCGAGGGCUCUGAUGAUUUGCUAAAAGGGAUGAAAGAUGACUUUAUAUCAUUGAACAGUAAAGUGAAUUCUCAUGCUGAUGCCAUCAAAAUGCUGGAAGGUAAAUUGAGUUUAUUAUCAACUCAAUUACCGUCCAAAACACCGAUGAACUAUAAUGAAAGAAAGCUGGUUAUGGUUACUCGUAGUGGUAAAGUGGCAAUAGGGAAUGUGAUGGAAAAUGAGGAUCCUCAAAACAUGAAGAGGGCCAAGGAGGAAGCAGAGCAACAAAUUCAAGUUCCAAAAGUCAUACACCCUUUACCCAAGAUACCUCCACCAUUUCCCCAACGUUUGAAAAAGAAGAAUGAAGAUGAGAAGUUCAAGAAUUUUUUGUCAGUAUUCAAAAGCUUCUCGAUUAACCUCCCUCUAGUGGAAGCAUUGCUGGAAAUGCCGGGAUACGCCAAAUUCAUGAAAGAACUGGUUACAAAUGAAAGGAGUUUGGACUAUGAAACGAUUGAGGUUCCCCAUAGUUGCAGUGCAAUUAUGACAAAUGAUUCAAUCACUAAGAGAAAAGAUCCCGGGGCAUUCACAAUCCCGUGCACAAUUGGCAUGCUCCAAUUCGCUAAAGCGUUGUGCAAUUUAGGAGCAAGCAUCAACUUGAUACCCUAUGUAAUAUACAAGCAACUUGGUUUAGGUGAACCAAAGGCAACCACAAUGAGGCUCCUUAUGGCUGAUCGAUCAAUCAAGCACCAAGUAGAUUGUGAGAUCGAUGUGAAAAUCCCCAUUAUUUUGGGAAGGCCAUUCUUAGCUACCGGGAGAGCAUUGGUGGAUGUUGAAAGUGGGAAAUUGAAGUUCCGUGUGAACGAUGAUGAGGUGACCUUCAAUAUCUGUAAAUCCAUGAAGCAACCAAGUAAUAUCCAUGUGGUGUCUACUGAGGAUGUGAUAGAUGAGGCAGUGGCAAGUGUGUGUCAUUUAAUGCACAAGAAAGAACCCCUUGAAUCUGUACUUGCCAAUUAUGAUGAAUUCAAAGUUUUGGAUUACGGGGAAAUAGUAGCUGCUUUAUCAAGAUUAGGCGCAUAUUCAAGGAAUCCAAUCAAGUUGGAUAUCGAUCAGAAAAAUAGAGAAAGUCCCCCUGCAAAGCCAUCAACAGAAGAACCACUAAAUCUGGAGUUAAAAGCCCUACCCUCUCAUCCCAAAUAUGUCUUUUUAGGAGCCAAUAAUACUUUACCAGUAAUUAUCGCUGCCGAUCUUCUUGAAAGGCAAGUGAAAUUGCUCAUUGAAGUACUGCGGAAGCAUAUAAAAGCUAUUGGAUGGACAAUAUAG